Trichobilharzia regenti is the source of this 7128-nucleotide messenger RNA. The record is from the annotation of a GenBank genome assembly. Lineage: Eukaryota; Metazoa; Platyhelminthes; Trematoda; Strigeidida; Schistosomatidae.
UGUAUAUUUGUGCACAUGUUUCUCCUGGUUUUCAUUUUUGUCUACUGUUACAAUUACAGUUACAAUAAUGAUAUUAGUAUUCUACAUAUCUUUUUUUCACUUCACUAACUAAUGACAGAUGAUAAAAUAUGUCAAAUGGAGUUUGGAAAACUUACGUUUCAAUAAUUUGAGAAGAGGAAAUCUGAAAUAUUCCCCUGUCAGUCACAAUCUUAUCAUCCUGCGGAUUAAAAUGUUAUUCAUUUUUACAAGUUUACACGAUUUCUUGGUGCACAGAGUCGAGACGCUUAGGAUCCGAUUUUCGUCUAAAUGGUGUCUCCCCAACUUUUCAGCGCCUAACCUAGUUAAUAUCAGCAUUCCAGAAACAUACCGUUUUUCUGAUCUUAUUCAGGACCACAAUAAAUUACUGAGUGAAUUACAGGCUGUUUGUUUAUUAACUGAAUCUUCUUUGUUACUUCGUAACGAGAUUUAUAAUCUUUGUAAUAUGGGUCUUCAACUACAAGACUUAUGGAUAGGUGGUAACCUUUUUCUAUACUUGAACUCUGAUAGUUCCACUUUUAAAGUAAAAGUCGAUAUGCUUUCUAAUGAAUUUGAUAGUCAUGUUAAAUUCCUCUCUACAAUGUUAACACGCUCAAUACGUUUGAGUAAUGCUAAACAACUUUUGUAUGUUUCAAGUUGUUUUCAGAUUGCCGCUUCAUUUUCUUCAGAUAUUUUCACUUCAAAAUCAUGUUGUCAGUUGUUUGAUAAAUAAAUAUUCUCCAUACAUAAUCUUGUUUCUUCCUAUUUAAUUUUGUUUUUCUUUUGUCAUAAUGUAAGAUUUCCUUUCAGGUUAUAAAAUGACUUCACCGAUUAAACCUAUCGACAACUUUUUGGUCUCCUCUACACCGCAUCCUCUUCAGAUGAAGAGUAAAAGUGGUGUGAAACGGAGUGAAUCGAGGAGUGUUAAUCUUACACAUGAUAUGAAGACUGAUGGUACAACGUUAAUUCAAGAUAUGGAUAUAUUUCAAUUUAAAGUCAAAGGUGAAGAAAAUGAAAGCUAUAUGACGAAUCUAGAAGAUAUUCGAUGCUUGGAUUGGACGUCUAAACGUGCCAGUUAUUUAUUUGACUUGUUAACACGGCCUCCUUUGCUUUUUUCACCCAGCAUGGGAAUUAGUCUUUCAUUCAAAAAAGAUUCACAAAGAAGUGGUUUACAGCUUUUACCUUUAAACAAGCGUAAUCGUCCAAUUAAUCCCGAUCCAUGUCUACUAUCCAUUGAUGGUCUUUUAGACUGUCUUUUUGUCACAAAUUCAUUGGUUGAUCAAAUAUAUCACGAUUGUAUGGAGAAUGCAGAUGAUCGGGGAUCAGAUGAGUAUGAACAGUCACCCACUAUCUUGGCUGCGAAAUUCUUUCGCAGAAGAGUAAAACCCAUCAUCUCACGGUUAUCAGAACUUCGGCUUAAAUUAUCAGACUUUAAACUUGGCGCAUGUGUUGGUAGAGGAGCGUGUGGCAUUGUUCGCGUAGUGCGCGAAGUGUCACCUCCUCAUUCUGUAUAUGCAAUGAAAUCGCAGUUUAAAGGAGCUUGGCUACAUCAUGACCCGGAGGGAUCUCAGAUACUACUUGAGAGAACUGUGUUAGCUCAAGCAACUGCCAUCGGAAAUCCAUGGCUUCCACACCUUCAUUAUGCAUUUCAAGACGAAAAGUAUUUACACCUCGUCAUGGAUUACGAACCUGGUGGUGACCUAUAUAUAUUUUUAAGCAAAGUUGGUCACUUAUUGGAUGCAAAGAUGGUACAGUUUUAUGCCGCUGAAGCCGUAGAGGCUAUUCAUUCUCUGCAUCGAAUGGGUUACAUUCACUGUGACCUGAAGCCCGAAAAUUUCGCAAUUGAAAGAAGUGGUCAUUUGAAAUUAAUUGAUUUCGGGUCAGCUAUCAGACUUGACGCAGAUGGGAAGUGUAUAUGUCCUACAAUGGUUGGGACAAAAGAAUACUUAAAUAUUGAAUUAUUAAGACAACGGGGACGGCACAAUCAAGAACCAUUACUUGUCGGUCCAGAAUUUGAUUACUGGGCUAUUGGUGUAUUGUUGUAUGAAUUAUUCUACGGUCAAACACCAUUCUACGAUGAAGAUGACGACAAAAUGAUGCAGAAGAUUAUGGACUAUGGGAAAACGCUGAAAUUCCCACCAUCAUCAGAGAUAACAGAAUCAGCCAUUGAUUUGAUUAAAUCAUUGAUUAUUACCCCAUCGAAACGGCUAACUUAUGAAGAUGUUGUUAUGCAUACAUUUUUCAAAGAUGUCGACUUCACAACACUAAGAGAAGUUAUACCUCCGUAUUUACCUCCAGUUGGAGAACUUGAUGAUGUUUCGAAUUUCUCUGGUGGGGGUUCACGUACCCGUGAUGAAGCUAUAAUGGAUGUUUCUACAAACAAAACCUUUUCCCCUGUUCGUUUCACUAAGUCAUCAUCAGUCCACGAUGGAUGUGCUGCCCAGUGUGCAACUUUAGACAAUGAUGAUAAUGAAGUCGAUGAGACUGUUUUAGACAGACGUGCAGUCAAGAGUAUUCCAGAUGAUGAAAAUCAAGAGAAUAUUAAUCCAGAGAAAUCCUUAAGAUCUACAGAAGAGGCAAAAAGACAAGCGAUUCAAGAAGCUGCAGCUGUACCCAUAAAUGAGGAAAUGGAAGAGAUUGAGGAUAUUGAAUGGCAAGGUUCUGAAUGUGUCAGAGAUUUGCCAUUCCUCGGAUAUACAUAUACACCUGGAUUAGUGUUAUUUGGCAAUCUUACCAAAAAGCAGACUCCUCUGUCGAUAGCUGCUGCCAAUGUUGGUACUUCGUUCGUUGUUAAUCUAAGCACACCUCAUAAAUUUGCAUUGACUGGUCGUCGGGAUUCAUUAGCCACAUCAUUGAAGCGUAGUAUUGUCUGUUCUGAAGGAGGCCAGUCUAACGAUGCAGAAAAGAAAAAUGAUAAUGAAAUUGUCAGUCUAUCAGAACUACAACAACGUAAUCAACAGCUGUGUGAACAGAUUGAACAAUUACGACUACAAAACAAGGAAUCUGAGGAUUUACGUCAACGACUCGUUAGUGCCUUCGAUAACGGUCAUGUUCUGAAAGAAAUAAACGAAGCUGUCCGUGUUCUUUCUGAUACAGUUGUAGAAAAAGACAGAUCUACUAUUGAUCAGUUAAAUUCUCGAAUAAAACAGCUUCAUGAAGAAAAUCUUCGACUAACUGCAUCACUACAGAGCUGUCAACAAGCACAAAGUGUAGUCGAUCAAGUACAACAGGCUGUGUCUCGCCUGUCCAACUUGCCAAGUAAUUUUGCUGAAGCAGAUUUAUUGGAUUUACUAACAGCACUCUGUCCGUCAACUGUCUUCACAACAAAUGAUGCAUCAACAGAUGCUUCAUUCUUAAAUAUACCUUCGUCUACUUCAAAUUCACCAUCAGAUAAUCUUGUUGGUUACGAAAUAGUUUAUCGUCUUAUUAAUUUUGCUGUAAAACAAUUCAAGCAUGCUUCUAAUCGAGCCAACCAGUCAUGUUAUACGCUAGAAUCAACAAAUGCUGAAUUGAAAAAAGCCCUGGAUGAAUCAAAACAACAAGUGAAUCAACUAGUCGAAACAAUAGAUGGAAUAAUUGCUGAUCAACGUCAAUCUCGUGAAACUGAAAAUAAUCUGAACCGUGAAAUUAAAGUAUUGAAACAGAAACUAGAAGAUGCCAAAGAUUACCAAAGAGAUUUAAAUCAAAAGUGUUUACAAUUUGAGGAUAAAUACUUUACAGUUCGUGAUAAAUUAAGAGAUGAAGAGAAGAAAAACAAGGAAAUCAUGGAGAAACUGGAACAAGUGACUGCUGAUUCAGCUCGAAAACAGGAGAAAUCAUCCGAAAUUCAAUCCCAAUCCGACCAGCUUAAUUUACUAAUUGAACGUAAUGAACAAGUUGAACGAGAACUUGCUGCUUUAGGAAAUACUUUUAAAGAAACAAUACAACAGUAUACAGUUGAACGAACUGACCUGAGGAAACAACUAGACAGUGUUAAGACAGAAAAUGAAGAAUUACUGAAGAGUAAAAAAGCCGAAUGUUGUGAGCUUGAAGAACGAGCAGAAAAAGCUGAAAGUCAACUGAAAGGACUACGUGAUCAGAUAGCAAACAUGCAGACUGAACGUAGUCGUCUUAUCGCAGCUUCAGUAGGGAGUUCUCAGGUUGUUUAUCUAGUGUUGUUACUAUUAUCUACUACUGAUUGUUAACAUGGAUAUUUCCCAUAAUUGUAUAUGACACUAACCCUGUUAUGCAGUCAUUACGUAGGAUAGUGUUAUGUACUGCUGCUGAGUGAGUAAUUAGAGUUUUCCCCGUCGCCAAUUAUGUUAUGUACUCGUCGAGUGGUAUGAUUCGGAUUGCUUGAAGGUGAAGUUGAACCAGUCUGUUGGUUGAUAAGCAUUUCCAUCAAUUUCAUUUGUCGCUCAAGUAGUAGUUCCAAUUUAGAAGAAUCCAUAGUUUUCUCGUCGCCAUUUAUGUUAUGUACUCGUCGAAUAGUUAAUAGUCCUGAUGCGGAAAGAGGGAAAUCAUAAGAGCACCAGGUUUACGAUGAUACUUGUUUUUUCCAGACAGGAAAGUAAAUGUCGCACAAGAGUGUGAGUGAAAUGGUACGUAGUGUACGAAACGUGGGAACAAGUAUGAACAAGUAUACAAUACAAAAGCAUAUGUGAAAUUGACUAAUACACAUGAACCAAUAAAUAGAUAGUCUUAACAUGAUUGGUUGUAAUGUCAUGUAACAACAAGGUCAUACAUGUUUAUUUAGUUAGUGGACAGACAAAAGCAUAUUAUCAGUUAUAAUGAAAUAUCGAUCUAUAUAAACAUAGCAGAAUAUAAUAGACUGUCAAAAACAAAACACACAUAAUGUGGAUACAUAUCAGAUAGUAUACCAUUUCGAAGGGUAUAGCUUACUAACUCAGUGUGGUUGCUAGCUAGCUGUCUUUGAUCAUCGUUGUCUGCGUUAUAUCUCCCGUGUGAAGUUGUCUAAUGGGGUGAGCAAUAUUAAUGUUAGGCGUUGAGUGCUAGGUAAGGAAGGAGGAGAAAUCAGUCGAUGAGGCUGUGAAGCUACGUGUGUUACGAAUGCCGAGCCAUCGCCUUCCUCGACAGGCAAUGUUAGCUGACAUACAAUCGAUGAAGUUGGAAAAGAGAGAGCUAGUGAUGGUCAAACGAAAACAUGGCUUCAUCAUUCAAUGAAAUCCACAACAGUUAGUUUAAGCCAUCCAGUGAUGUAGGGAGGUGUAAACUUCCUGGUUGAAGUCCUCGGGACGGUAAAAACCAGUGAAGGCUGGAGACAAUUGGUGAUAUGGCUGAAAAUCGUUCUCACUGAUGACUGGGUCAUAUGCACCCACUCCUUGUGACUUAUAAUUUCCAAUGAAACUAUAUUGUUCUUCCAUAUAACUAUUCUUUUUGCCUCAUAUCUCUGUAUGUUAUCUCUGUUUUGAGUAUCUUCUUACUUCUUCUCUCCUGCUUUGUGUGUUACAAGGAGGGUAAUGUGGGAACUCGAGGUGGUGCACAUCAGUGCAACGUUCUACGUUGAAACCAGUUAGUCAGUCAGUCAUUUCUAGUAAUAAAUAUCUUUCCCAUAUACUAGAACAGCUUUGUUAUAAAAGGCAUUCCAUCAACACCGUAAGGGUAGGAAAUCUCCCAUCAUACUGAUGAAAGCCUGAUUUUAGUACUCAACUGUCAAGCAGUUUCAUUAUUGAAGAAAAAAAUCACAGAGAUGAACAGUUAUUUUCCGUGCUAAAAACAGUGUACGAAUAGUUUGUUGGAAUUACUCUUGUUAAGGAAACACGUUUCUAUACUCUGUUAUGCAAAGACAAGUUUUGUUAGUCAUCAAUACUUACUUGUAAUGUUUAUCUCACUGCCUACAUGAAUUCUGUGGUUUGAUGUAUACAGACAUUUUACUCUACUCAGUCUGUAUUUUUGAUGGCUUUUAAUUGAGUGUUCUGAGUAGUGGGAAACAGUACUAUUUCACAGCAAAAUAUGCUGUCACACAAGAUCGAAAAUCUACAGGCGGAUAGCGAAUAGUGGACUUCAAGUAGACAUGGAGAAGGCAGAAGUGAUGAAGAUACUUAACUAACAGCAACAAGCACCAAUCACUAUCUCAACGAGAGAAAUUUGUAGGAAGUUGCCUCUUUCACUUAUCUACGCAGUUAUCAUUUCAACUUCAGGGUUUCAAAGUCAGUCAGAACGGACAAGGCAAAAUAGAGUUUCACUACAGAAUCAGUGUGUAAAUUUAAAGAUCCGAAUUUUAAACACACUAAUGUCAUGUCAUUGCUUCUGUCAUGGUUCAGACACUUGACUCAUGCGUCUUCGAAAGCAUUUCUAGCAGGUUACUGCAGACUUUCAUCAAUAGCUAGCCACCUCCGGUGGAUGUUGAAGGCAGGUUGCUGGCCGGAAAAGUAUGAAUUGGAGGUGCUCUGAGCACACAGUUGAGCGACAUCAUCAUACACCAGGCAGUGGAAUGGAAUCUGAACGAGAAACAAGGACGAGUUGAGCGUCUUAGAGUGACAUAGAGGAGACCGUGUGAGAAGCAAAUGAAGCUUAUGAGCAAUCGUAGAGUCAGGUAAAAAGAUUGCAGAGAAAAGGAUAAAAUGGAGGUGUCCCUUUUAAAGUAUACGUUUCAUUCGGAACCCAAGGAAUGAUAAUUAAUAAAUAAUCGUUUUAUUCCUGUAAAAUGCCUAGUUUGGUCUAAUUUCCUCAUUUGACUUUCAUGCUCAAUAUGACUGAUGUAAAUUAGUUGCUUAUCUGUUAACUGUGUUGAAGUGGUUUUGAAGUUCACUUGACAGAUGUUUAUGUGACUUGAUCGUCUGUAUUUCAGUUACAUCGUCUAUUGUUAAGCAUUGUCAGUUUGAAGUCAAUGACCUCCCUAGGUUAUGAACCACACAUGUUGUGUAACGGCUGUUUGUAUUACCCAGUUGCUCGGACUCAAUUAUGUGAUAUUGGUGGAAACAAUUGGUAGUAAGUGGAGUGCUUAGCUAAUGUUGUAAGGAGAGCAGUGUGUGUCGUAGCACAGUCGCGGAAUUCUACACUAUAUGAAGUAAAGUUGUGUGUAUUCAUCCAUCCAACCUACACAAAGCAGAUAAUUUUUGUUUUUGUUUGUUUCUUCUUUUCUAUUAGGAACCUUCAGUCACAAAGCAUCGU